Molecule: messenger RNA, 3099 nt
Organism: Scedosporium apiospermum
Lineage: Eukaryota; Fungi; Ascomycota; Sordariomycetes; Microascales; Microascaceae
Product: Calcium-transporting ATPase 3
Exons: 3
Coding region: 1-3099 (1032 amino acids)
Biological process (GO): calcium ion transmembrane transport; intracellular calcium ion homeostasis
Cellular component (GO): plasma membrane
Molecular function (GO): ATP binding; ATP hydrolysis activity; P-type calcium transporter activity
Source: RefSeq, a predicted model, not a curated record
AUGGGAGAAUCUGUUUCUGCUCGGAAUGGCCUUUCUCACGACUCUCCCGAGGCCACGGCAGACCUGGAUGAGCCCCCAUCAGGUUUACGACCGUUCACAAUCCCCCAUUGCAUCGAUGCCAUUGACGUGGCCCGAGUCCUCGACACUCACCCCAAGAAUGGACUCACCCACAACGAGGCUCUUGCUCGCCUCGAGCGAGAUGGACCUAACAAGGUCGAGGCCGCUAAGGGCACAUCGGCCUGGCAAAUAUUCCUAAGACAAGUUUCGAAUAGUUUGACUGUUGUUCUUGUACUUGUCAUGGUACUUUCGUUCUGUAUUGAUGAUUAUAUCGAAGGCAGCGUUGUCGCCGCCGUUAUUCUCUUCAACAUUGUCGUCGGCUUCCACCAAGAUUACACGGCCGAGAGCCAGAUGCAGCAAUUGCUGAGCCUGGCCUCGCCAACUUGCCGCGUAAUCCGUGAAGGCCAAGUACAAGAAGUGAAGAGUGAAGUCAUCGUAGUUGGCGAUUUGAUUUGCAUCUCAGUCGGAGACAUCGUCGCCGCCGAUGCACGCCUCUUGGAUGGGAUCAAUCUUUCCGCCGAGGAAGCCAAUCUCACUGGCGAAUCCGUCCCAAUAAGCAAGCACGCUGAAAAGGUGCUUGAUGCGGAAGAUAUCCCCCUCGGCGAUCGCAUCAACAUGAUUUACGCCACCACCGCCAUCACCCGCGGUCGCGGUACUGCUAUCGUUACGAGCAUCGGAAUGGAUACCGAGGUCGGAAAGAUCGCAGCUAUGCUGCGGACCAAGAAGACCGUCGACGCCGAUACUCCAUUUUCCCAGCGAGCCGCUAUCUGGCUCAAGAGCAGGGUCCGAACCGUCCUCGGUUUCGACGGCACUCCCCUUCAGACCAAGCUGAGCAUUUUCGCUCUUAUGCUCUUCGCCUUUGCUAUUCUCCUGGUUCUCAUUGUUUUCGCCACCGCCAAGUUCGAUGUGCAGGGCCAGACCCUGCUUUACGGCAUUUGUGUUGGUGUUGCGGUGAUUCCAGAAUCUCUGAUUGCUGUGCUUACCCUCACCUUUACCGUUGCCGCCCGUGCCAUGAGUCGGGGCAAUGUCAUUGUCCGCAACAAGGCUGCUCUGCAAGCUGUUGGUGGCGUGACGAAUAUCUGCUCCGAUAAGACUGGUACAUUGACCCAGGGUAGGAUGGUUAUGCGCAAGGUUUGGCUCCCCGACGAUACGCAGGUCUUGGUCAAGGACACGACCGACCCAUUUGACCCAUUCAGUGGCAAGGUCAGCUGGAUGACUGGCAGUGGCAACUCGAGCUCCAGGUCUACUCCUACCAUUGAGAAGUCUCCUGAGCUGCCCGGCUCGUCCGCCUUCAAUGCCUUCCUAGAUGUCAUUGCCCUUUGCAACAACGCAACCGUCUCCGAUGGCAAAAAUGCCGCCGAUGACAGCGCUUCCGUGACAACGGCAACGCUGCCCACGUCUUGGGUUGCCGUGGGUGAGCCUACGGAAAUCGCCCUUCAAGUUUUUGCUACUCGAUUCGGUCGUGGUAAGCCCGAGCUGCUCCACAGCAGAGUCGGGCGAUUGAUCACCGAGUUCCCAUUCGACUCUUCGUGCAAGCGAAUGAGUGUCAUUUACGAGCACCCAUCCAAUGGCCGACGUAUGUACGCCAAGGGUGCUCCCGAAGCCAUCCUGCCACUUCUUUCGGAAACGGAAGAUGUCAAGGCUCUCGUCGCCGCAAAGGCUGAUGAGCUGGCCUCGGAGGGAUACCGAGUCCUCUGCGUCGCGCAUAAGUCGAUCGAAGUCAGUGAUUCUGUCGACGAGAGAGCGGACGCCGAGCGAAACCUCGAGUUGCUCGGCCUUGCUGGACUCUACGAUCCCCCCCGACUCGAGACCGCCGGUGCUGUCAAGCAGUGCAAGACAGCUGGCGUUUCGGUUCACAUGGUAACUGGUGACCACAUCAAGACGGCUACGUCUAUAGCUUAUGAAGUAGGCAUCCUUUCGCAGGAUCUACCUCCGGCUGAAGUGAAAUCUCUCGUUAUGCAAGCUUCUGAAUUCGAUAAACUCAGCGAUGCGGAUAUCGAUGCCAUGAAGUCGCUUCCACUGGUAAUUGCCCGAUGCAGCCCCAUGACAAAGGUUAGAAUGAUUGAAGCCAUGCGCCGACGCAAGGCUUUCUGUGUCAUGACGGGCGACGGUGUCAACGACUCUCCUGCCCUCAAGCAAGCUGAUAUUGGUAUUGCAAUGGGUCUUCGGGGAAGCGAUGUUGCCAAGGAAGCUGCCGACAUGGUUCUCACGGAUGAUAACUUUGCCUCCAUCGUCACAGCGAUCAAGGAGGGACGAAGGCUUUUCGACAACGUCCAGAAGUUCCUGCUCCAUCUUUUAAUCUCCAACAUUGCCCAAGUCAUUCUUCUUCUCAUCGGUCUCUCAUUCAAGGAUAAGUCUGGAGAAUCUGUUUUCCCGCUUUCACCGCUUGAGAUCCUCUGGGCCAAUCUUAUCACUUCAUCCUUCCUUGCCGUUGGUCUUGGUAUGGAACAAGCUCAGCCUGAUUUACUCGAGCGGCCACCAUCCCACAGCCGCGGCGGGGUCUUUACGGUUGACCUAAUCCGCGACAAGAUGAUUUACGGUUUCUACAUGGGUGCUCUCUGCUUGGCUGCGUUUACCUCGGUUGCUUACGGCGUGGCGGGUCCUGAUCAUCUCGGCCAUGGCUGUAACGAUGGAUACAACGACAGCUGUAAGGUUGUCUUCCGCGCCCGCUCGACGACCUAUGCAACGCUGAGCUUCCUCCUUCUGGUCACCGCCUGGGAGGCCAAGCACUUUACUCGCAGCUUGUUCGCCAUGAAUCCGGAGCUUUGGAGCGGUCCUACAUCGUUCUUCAAGACCGUCUGGAUGAACCGAACUCUGUUCUGGGCCGUCGUCGCCGGCUUCCUCACCACAUUUCCCGUCAUUUACAUCCCCGUCGUCAACAGACUGGUCUUCAAGCACGAUAUGAUUACCUGGGAGUGGGGUAUCGUUGUGGCCUGCUUGGUCACGUACCUCGCGCUCGUGGAGGUUUGGAAGGCAACCAAGCGAAGACUUGGCCUCGGAGUCCCUGAUCGUGCGACCUCUGUUGCCACUCCUCAGGUUUAA